Molecule: messenger RNA, 2321 nt
Organism: Sander lucioperca (pikeperch)
Lineage: Eukaryota; Metazoa; Chordata; Actinopteri; Perciformes; Percidae
Gene: napab
Product: N-ethylmaleimide-sensitive factor attachment protein, alpha b
Exons: 12
Coding region: 40-1059 (339 amino acids)
Biological process (GO): intracellular protein transport; synaptic transmission, glutamatergic; regulation of synaptic vesicle priming
Cellular component (GO): terminal bouton; synaptobrevin 2-SNAP-25-syntaxin-1a complex; vacuolar membrane
Molecular function (GO): syntaxin binding; soluble NSF attachment protein activity
Source: RefSeq, a predicted model, not a curated record
GAAUGCAGCAGCUUCCGUGUCAAAUGACAGGACAGGGACAUGUCAGGUGACGUGACAAACCAAAACCCGCUGUUGCUGCUAGCACCUAUUAGCAAGUUUGUUGACUUUAGCAUUUUCUCGUUCUUCCCUCAACAUAAGAGCAGUGACACGAAAAUGGACAAUAGCGGAAAAGAUAAAGAAGCAACGGCUUUAGUGGCCGAGGCUGAAAAGAAAAUGAAAUCAUCGCAGUCGUUUUUCGGAGCGAUGUUUGGAAAAACCUCUUCACAACGGGGUUCCUCCAAGAUGGAAGAGGCCUGUGACAUGUAUGUGAGGGCAGCCAACAUGUACAAAAUGGCCAAAAAUUGGUGUGCUGCAGGAAACGCGUUCUCCCAAGCUGCGCGCCUUCACCUCCAGAUGCAGAGCAAACACGAUGCAGCCACUAACUUCAUAGAUGCUGGAAACGCCUUCAAAAAAGCAGACCCACAAGAGGCCAUAAACUGCCUAAACCGAGCUAUUGAGAUCUACACCGAUAUGGGGCGCUUCACCAUCGCAGCUAAACAUCACAUCACCAUUGCUGAAAUAUAUGAGACAGAGAUGGUGGACAUCGACAAGGCCAUUGCUCAUUAUGAACAGGCAGCAGAUUAUUACAAAGGUGAAGAAUCCACCAGUUCAGCAAACAAGUGCCUUCUCAAAGUAGCAACCUACGCCGCUCAACUGGAGCAGUAUCCAAAAGCCAUUGAGAUCUAUGAACAGGUUGGAACCCACGCCAUGGACAGUACACUCCUGAAAUACAGUGCCAAGGAUCACUUCUUCAAGGCAGCGCUCUGUCACUUCUGUGUAGACAUGCUGAAUGCAAAACUUGCUGUGCAGAAGUAUGAGGAGAUGUUUCCCGCCUUUUCAGACUCUCGAGAAUGCAAGCUGGUGAAGAAACUUCUAGAUGCUUAUGAAGAACAGAACGUGGAUGCCUAUACUGACUCGGUGAAGGAAUUCGACACCAUUUCACGGUUGGACCAGUGGCUCACCACCAUGCUUCUCCGCAUCAAGAAAACCAUCCAGGACGAGGAGAGCGACCUGCGCUGACCCCCUUCCCUUCUCCCCCACUUCCUGCUCCGGACAAGUCUCAAGCCCUCUACAGCCGACUUGCAUCAUUCUUCUUUUUGCCUUGAGCGUCUCCCCUCUAUCCUAGCAGCAAUCUUAAUUGUUUGACCAUUAGACCCUUAUAUUCCCUCUCAGAUGCUGCGUUUCUUUGCCACCAUCUGCAGUAUUUGUUCUUGCCUUUUUAAUCCGCUCAGCUCAAUGCUCCAGAAAUGGUCCUUACAGGUAUGAACACUAUUUUCCCCCGUGUGCAUGCCGCACACAGUAUGUUAGUUGUAUAUUGUUAUGAUCCAGGUGUUGGCCCAAUAUCAGUUAAAGUAUUGGUAAUGGGCUGCAAUACCUAAUACUCAUACCAGCACCCUUGUAUAAUAAAGUUUUUAUUUUCUUUUUCUUGUUAUAAAAUUGAUGAGAGGAUGCCAAUUUACUCACUUUGAUCAACAAAAUGUUUUCCAGAAUGUGCUUCAGAAUUAACUCGACUGACCAAAAUGCCAAUAUAGACUAAAGCACACACACACACACACACAUACAUUGGCUUUUGGUACUUUUGGAUGUUCGAGUGUAUCAGGGCACCUGUAAUUAAACAGCACUUCAUGUCAGCUGCAGAGCUUCUCUCCAAGCAGAGAGGCCCAGCGACAGUUUCUGAGGUUAUUCCACGGCAAAUACCCACUUUGCCUUAAACUGCAAAGUUCUCAGGAUGCGAACACCUAGAUUUGAUGAAAAAAAGAAAUCAUGCUUUUAGAAUUGUUAUCAAUUAAUUUGCUAAUUGUUUCUGUCAUUUCCAUUUAAAGUGAUUUUAUUUCACAAAGGUGAAAGAAGCUCAUCACUUUUGUGAACAUUUGCAUGGUUUGGUAAGCAUGAGAAAACUAGAGCGGCCGUUUUCCAGUGUAUAGGAGUUAUUUCUUACUUUCUUUUGGAAAGUCUUAUUUGUUUGUUUUUUUCUGUCAUAACUAACCAGGCUGGAAAAAGGCCUGCAUGAAAUGCAAUACAUUGAAUAAAAAAGGAGCUUUACUGAUCUGAACACUGUGCUCAUGUACCCUCCGGUGAUUUGUCAUGAGACAUAUUUACUUAAAUAAUGUGUACAUCAGUGAUGUUUCCUGUCAAACGUUUGAAUAAACCUGUCUCAGAUAUCCUGGGCGUGGCCUCCACCUGCCUGCAGACCUGCACCGAUUCCAUUAUCAAUGUAUUUGUAUAUAAAUUAGAAUUCAAGUAAAAUGUAAUCCUGUCAGUUCCUACUAAAUUUAUAAAAA